GUCACAGCUGGGUAGUUGACUCUCUGGAAGUCCAGCAGCAGCGGUCCGUCCGGAGCGAGCCAGGCGCUGCAUGGAUCUCUCGGAGCUCCGCAGAACUUAAGGUCUAAAGUUUCGCUUCCCAGUUCAGACCUCCCUAUCCACAAUGCUGAUAAGAGAAUGCAUUCUUCAGGUCAUCUGAGACAUCUUCAUUUCUUUGCUGCUGUCACCCAAAGACGGUCUGUAGGCCCCACUGGGGCUCCAUCGUUCAUCCUGACCUCCACCCCUCACCCUCAUCCAGGUCCCUCCCAUCUCCCCCACCCCCAAUAGUGGCCAUCCCAGAGGGGAGGUAAGGUGAGCCGUCCCCGGUAAAUAUGCCUGGAUGGAGGUCUCAGGGGCGUCUCAUCCUGCUGAACUCCCUGACAUGUGGCCUGGAGAUCUGCGUGGCAGCUGGGAUCACAUACGUGCCCCCGCUGCUGCUGGAGGCUGGAGUGGAGGAGCGCUACAUGACCAUGGUGCUAGGUAUCGGACCAGUUCUUGGCCUUCUUUUUAUCCCCCUGAUCGGCUCAGCCAGCGAUCAGUGCAAUAGCAGUUAUGGCAGAAGGCGGCCAUUCAUCUGGCUGCUGUCUCUGGGAGUUCUUCUGGCACUUUUCAUCAUUCCCAAAGCUGAUCUUCUGGCAGCACGUCUUUAUCGUGGAGAACGCACCCUGCAGGUGGGCUUCCUUAUUCUUGGUGUGGGCCUGCUUGACUUCUGUGGGCAGGUGUGUUUCACCCCAUUGGAGGCCCUGUUGUCAGAUCUGUACCGGGAGGAGGAAGACUGCAGCCAAGCCUUCGCUAUGUUCUCUUUCAUGGUCAGCGUGGGAGGCUGCGUGGGGUAUUUGUUACCUGCAGUGGACUGGAGUCGCAGUCUGCUCUCUGUUUACCUGGGAGGCCAGGCCGAGUGCCUGUUUUCGCUCCUCAUCCUCAUCUUCGUCACCAGUGUGAUCAUCACAAUGAAGGUGUCUGAGGAGACUUCCUGUGCCAGCAGCAGCCCGACUGGAUCAGGGUCCUUCCUGGAGUCGAGUGCUGGCACAAUGGAGGCUGGUUGCUGUGGACCUCCACGUUCCUGCUUCUACCUGCUCAGGUGCAAGCUAAGGCUUUUGAAGGCUGGACCCCUGCUCUGCUUACUGAGAACCUGCUGGACCAUGACCCCAGCCAUCUUCUGGAGCUAUUGCCACAUCCCGCAGGUCAUGAGGCAGCUGUGCAUGGCCCAGCUCUGCAGCUGGAUGGCUGUGAUGUCUUUUAUGCUUUUUUACACUGACUUUGUGGGAGAAGGUCUGUAUGAUGGAGUACCCAGUGCGUUACCAGGAACCAUGUCUAGGCAAAGAUAUGAUGAAGGAAUCCGAAUAGGCAGUUUGGGCCUUUUUUUGCAGUGUGCUACCUCAACCUUCUUCUCUCUGGUCAUGAGUCGGCUGGUUCGCCGGUUUGGGUCACGGUGGGUCUACCUGAGCAGCAUGGUGAGCUUCACAGUCUCUGCUUUGGUCAUCUGCCUGUCCAAAAGUGUUGUCUUGGUUACAACAAUGGCGGCACUCACUGGCUUUGCAUAUGCAACGCUGCAGACUCUACCUUACACCCUGACCUGCCAUUACCACAAGGAGAAGGAGGUCUACAUGCCAAAAGGGAUAACUAAAAGCAUGCAUACAAAUGGCAUGACUUAUCUGAGUCCUGCGCAGGAAGAAGAGGGAGUCCAAAAUCACAAAACAGCUCCUUACAAGCAUCCUCUCCUCAGCCAGGACGGGUAUGAAUACUUUCCCAUCCAGCAAAGCCCGAACAGCUCGCUUCACUGCUCAGGUGGCCCCGAGCAGGACGAGGCCGAGCCAGGAUAUGAAAAACGUGGCGUGGGCUUGGACUUUGCCAUCUUAGACAGCACAUUUCUCCUCUCUCAGGUUAUUCCAACCCUCUUUGUGGGGACCAUUGUUCAGUUUGCUCAGUCUGUCACCGCCUACAUCGCCAGCUCGGCCGUCUUUGGAGCUGUUGCCAUCUACCUUGCUUCGCACAUCGUCUUCGACCAAAAAGACCUCAGAAGCUAAGACUUUGUUACUAAAGAUGAAAUCAUCAAUAAUUUUUCAUUCAGGUUGCUCAGACAGAACUUAACCAUGCACUACUUUUUCCAGAAUCUCUUGAGCUGUUACAUUCUCUAGCAGGUAAGGGGCUUACGUCACACCUGAAAUACCAGCCUGUAGGCCAGGUGUAAUACGCUGAACUGAAAGCUGUUAAAUGUUAGAAAACUUUAUUUCUGCCAUCUUUGUCCUCGGGUACCAUCAUCCAGAUUUAUUGUAGAACCCAGCAGCCUCUAAUUAAAAGCAGCUGUUUUAUGUUCUGGGUUUGAUCAGGCCUAAUGUCCAGGCAGUUCUGUUGACGGGUUCUGGUGUUUUUUAACAUGGUUUUCUCAUGGUGGUAAAGAUGUCCCACCAGUGAGUCUGAAACUGUCUCCUGUGUUUCCUGAAGGCACCUCUGUCCUGUCUUGAUAGGCCAGGCUGUGAGGUGAUGUUUGACCAAAAUACAUUUUAGUUACAUUUAGGUUGAGUUUUAGGCUUUAACUCCCUGAUGGCAUCAGUACCACUGUUACCUCAUUAAACUGUUAUACAGGG
Girardinichthys multiradiatus is the source of this 2606-nucleotide messenger RNA. It is a transcript of the gene slc45a3, whose product is annotated as solute carrier family 45 member 3. The record is from RefSeq and is a predicted model, not a curated record. Gene Ontology annotation, cellular component: membrane. Gene Ontology annotation, molecular function: sucrose:proton symporter activity. Lineage: Eukaryota; Metazoa; Chordata; Actinopteri; Cyprinodontiformes; Goodeidae. The coding region runs from base 351 to 2045 and encodes 564 amino acids. The transcript has 7 exons.